Molecule: messenger RNA, 183 nt
Organism: Aureococcus anophagefferens
Lineage: Eukaryota; Pelagophyceae; Pelagomonadales; Pelagomonadaceae
Exons: 1
Source: RefSeq, a predicted model, not a curated record
GUCGUCACGGGCGCGCGCGUGAAGAUCGGCUUCCGCGUCGCGCUCACGCUGCUGCGCUGCGGCGCGCGCGUCGUCGCGACGACGCGCUUCCCCGCGGACUGCGCGGCGCGCUUCGCGACGCAGGCCGACGUCGGCGACUGGCGGGACCGGUUGACGGUCGUCGGCGCGGACUUUCGGGACCUG